UGAGACAGGGUCUCACUCUGUUGCUCAGGCUGGAGUGCAGUGGCAUAAUCAUGACUCACUGCAGCCUUGAUGUCCCGGGCUCAAGCAAUCCUCCCUCCCACCUCAGCCUUCUGAGUAGCUGGGACCACAGGCAUGUGCCACCAUGCCCAGGCUGAGGCCACCAUGGAGCAGUGUGCGUGCGUGGAGAGAGAGCUGGACAAGGUCCUGCAGAAGUUCCUGACCUACGGGCAGCACUGCGAGCAGAGCCUGGAGGAGCUGCUGCACUACGUGGGCCAGCUGCGGGCUGAGCUGGCCAGUGCAGCCCUCCAGGGGACCCCUCUCUCAGCCACCCUCUCUCUGGUGAUGUCACAAUGCUGCCGGAAGAUCAAAGAUACAGUGCAGAAACUGGCUUCGGACCAUAAGGACAUUCACAGCAGUGUAUCCCGAGUGGGCAAAGCCAUUGACAGGAACUUCGACUCUGAGAUCUGUGGUGUUGUGUCAGAUGCGGUGUGGGACGCGCGGGAACAGCAGCAGCAGAUCCUGCAGAUGGCCAUCGUGGAACACCUGUACCAGCAGGGCAUGCUCAGCGUGGCCGAGGAGCUGUGCCAGGAAUCAACGCUGAACGUGGACUUGGAUUUCAAGCAGCCUUUCCUAGAGUUGAAUCGAAUCCUGGAAGCCCUGCACGAACACGACCUCGGUCCUGCGCUGGAAUGGGCCGUCUCCCACAGGCAGCGCCUGCUGGAACUCAACAGCUCCCUGGAGUUCAAGCUGCACCGACUGCACUUCAUCCGCCUCCUGGCAGGAGGCCCCGAGAAGCAGCUGGAGGCCCUCAGCUAUGCUCGGCACUUCCAGCCCUUUGCCCAGCUGCACCAGCGGGAGAUCCAGGUGAUGAUGGGCAGUCUGGUGUACCUGCGGCUGGGCUUGGAGAAGUCACCCUACUGCCACCUGCUGGACAACAGCCACUGGGCAGAGAUCUGUGAGACCUUUACCCGGGACGCCUGUUCCCUGCUGGGGCUUUCUGUGGAGUCCCCCCUUAGCGUCAGCUUUGCCUCUGGCUGUGUGGCACUGCCCGUGUUGAUGAACAUCAAGGCUGUGAUUGAGCAAAGGCAGUGCACUGGGGUCUGGAGUCACAAGGACGAGUUACCGAUUGAGAUUGAACUAGGCAUGAAGUGCUGGUACCACUCCGUGUUCGCUUGCCCCAUCCUCCGCCAGCAGACGUCAGAUUCCAACCCUCCCAUCAAGCUCAUCUGUGGCCAUGUUAUCUCCCGAGAUGCACUCAAUAAGCUCAUUAAUGGAGGAAAGCUGAAGUGUCCCUACUGUCCCAUGGAGCAGAACCCGGCAGAUGGGAAACGCAUCAUAUUCUGAUUCCUACCUGGAAGGAAUUUUGUUGAAAGGGGUUUUCACCUGUGAGCCUUGGUCUGUCUCAGUAGGGUGGUUAGCGUCAGUGGACUGUGGUUGGUUUCAGAGCACCUGGCUGAGGAGUUCCGCUGAGGGGAGGGCUGGAGCAGCCCUUUGGCAGAGACUGAGGAGGGAGAUGGACCAGCCCACACCUGGCAGCUGGCUCCAUGGCAUAAGGAAAGGGAGAUGCUGGCCUCUGUGCUCCUGCUGUCUCUUCCUGUUUUUAUUUGCCCUUGACUUAGUAGCAGCCGACAGAGUGGCAAGGCACUUGGUCUUCAGUAGUAGACAUCCUUCUACCCCUGCCCUCAGCCAAGUCUCUUGCUGCCAUGCCAAUGCUAUGUCCACCCUUGCCCCUCGGCCCAAGGGUGUCCAGCGGUGGCCCACCUCUUCCUCCCACUGUACAGCCUCAACAGUAUGUACCAUCUCCCACUGUAAAUAGUCCCAGUUAGAAUGGAAUGCCGUGGUUUUAUAACUUUGAACAAAUAUAUUCGCUGCCCUUCUCAUUUC
Molecule: messenger RNA, 1884 nt
Organism: Mandrillus leucophaeus (drill)
Lineage: Eukaryota; Metazoa; Chordata; Mammalia; Primates; Cercopithecidae
Gene: RMND5B
Product: required for meiotic nuclear division 5 homolog B (S. cerevisiae)
Exons: 10
Coding region: 133-1344 (403 amino acids)
Biological process (GO): proteasome-mediated ubiquitin-dependent protein catabolic process
Cellular component (GO): GID complex; nucleus; cytoplasm
Molecular function (GO): ubiquitin protein ligase activity; protein binding
Source: RefSeq, a predicted model, not a curated record